CCCGGAAGUUAGUGAAGCGGGAAAUUGGAAUACGUAAACAAGCUUGUCGACUGAUAUUAACCAAAAUGAUGAAAAAAGCACCUAAAUUAAAAAAUACAAUAAGAGCGAAAGCAAAAGGCAACGUUAACGUCGGGCCGGCGUCAGAGGCGAUGAUUGAACUGCUGACGGUGCUGUUUUUGAACAGUCUUGCUGAAGAGGCAAGGGCCAAAGCGUUUGAAGAAAAAUCUGUAACUAUCAGAGCUCAGCAUGUCAAAGCAGUUUCUAAGACAGUGCUGAAAAAGGCAAGAGGAUGAAGCUACCAAGAACGUCUAUUAUUUUAGACACAUCCUUUUCUUGUUCUGUUUUCUUCUAAAAUAUGUUUUGUAAUUUUUUUCAUUAAGAAAACUCUGCAUCA
Melanotaenia boesemani (Boeseman's rainbowfish) is the source of this 394-nucleotide messenger RNA. It is a transcript of the gene cenpw, whose product is annotated as centromere protein W. Gene Ontology annotation, biological process: kinetochore assembly; mitotic cell cycle; chromosome segregation. The transcript has 3 exons. Bases 66 to 293 code for a protein of 75 amino acids. The record is from RefSeq and is a predicted model, not a curated record. Gene Ontology annotation, molecular function: protein heterodimerization activity; DNA binding. NCBI's taxonomy places the organism in Eukaryota, Metazoa, Chordata, Actinopteri, Atheriniformes, Melanotaeniidae. Gene Ontology annotation, cellular component: nucleoplasm; kinetochore.